UCAUAUGCCAAACUUCCAAAGUAUGGAAAGAUGGUUAGACAGACAAACCCAGGUUCUUUGUUUAAGCUACAAUUCAUUUCCAGAAAUAACGUGUCUGUUAAUCCUGUUUUCAAACAAUGCUUUAUUUGUUAUGAAGCUUGUGAAGUGGGGUUUGUCAAUGGUUGUAGACCAUUUAUUGGGCUAGAUGGAUGCCAUUUGAAGGGAAAGUAUGAAGGCAUUCUACUAUCAGCAGUUUCUAUAGACGAAAACAAUGGAUUGUUUCCACUUGCAUUCGUAGUUGUGGAAUCUGAGUGUAAAGAUAGCUGGUGGUGGUUCCUAAACAACCUAUAUAUUGCAUUUCAUUCUAGCUUAGAUGGCAUAGGAUGCCUAACAUUUAUUUCAGAUAAGCAGAAGGGUCUAACUGAGGUAGUACGAGAGGUUUUCCCUGACUCAAAUACCAGACAUUGCAGUAGGCACAUGAAGGCCAACUUCAGGAGUAAGUUUGCAGGAGAUGAGAUGAAGUCAUUAUUUUGGGCUGCAUCAAGGGCUUACAGAGAAAUUGAAUUUAAAGAGUUAUUGUCUAAGAUUAAGAGCAUUAGAAAGGAUGCACAUGAUUGGUUGAGUGCAAAUCCUCCCAAUUCAUGGUCCAGAUAGGCAUUUGAUCAUGGAGCAAAGAGUGACCAUAUCACUAACAAUAUGACAAAGUCCUUCAAUAAUUGUAUAGGACCAUACAAAGACAAACCAAUUUUAUAUCUCAUCGACCAACUACGUAUUUUAUUGAUGGAAAAAUUACACAAGAGGUUUGAGCAAUCAUGUUCAUAUAAGGGGAGCCUGACACCAAAUAUUAAGAAGAAAUUGGAUGUUAUCUACUAGCAGUCAAGAUCAUGUGUGGCAUUAUCUGCAGGUUACAAUGAGUUUGAGGUGAAUGAUGGGGCUUCGAGGUUUGUGGUCAACUUGAAUACAAGAAAGUGUGGGUGUCAAGUGUGGGAAGCAACUGGGCUACCAUGUAAACAUGCAAUUUUUUGUAUUGCGUACAAGAGAGAAAGUGUUGAAGAUUAUUGUGAUAGUUUUUACUCCCUUGGUAAAUAUAUGCAAGCAUAUGAAAACAUGAUACAUCCACUUCCUAAUAUUUCAAAGUUGGAGGAUACUAGUAUUAUGGGUGUGGUAGAGCCACCACCUCUGAGAAGGCAACCAGAGAGACCCAAAUAGGUUAGGAAAAGAGAGGUUGGUGAACCAGCUGCUGGGGAGUAUAGGACGAAGUCUUCUUCAGUAAUAUGUCAAAGAUGCAAGCUUGAGGGUCAUAAUAAGACAUCAUGUACGAAUGGUGCCGUUAGAAGGAAGAGGAAACGAUCAUAUAAACAGAUCAUGCAGGUACUAUUUUUUAUGAAUUAAAACAUCGUUAACUGUUUUUACUAUGUUGACAUUAUCUUCACUAUAAAUGUGUUUCUCUGUUUUGUUUGUGUGGUAUAAUCAAAAUAUAGUGGGCACUCAAACUGAUGUCAAUGUCUCUCAAAGGACUAGAUCACAUAAUGAAGCGACUGACCAAAUGGAUAGUGUUCAAGCAAGGUGAAGAGCAAGAAUGGCAGCAACUCGUGCAAGGAGAUGUGAAAAGGAAGCAACGAAGUUGCAAAUCAAGGAUUAAUUUUGGUAAUGAGCUGUUAUUUUAGGUUACAUAACAAUUUAUUUCUUUUAAGGGGCUUAGUUUUAUGUAUUUGGUGGAAGAAUGUAAAUUGGAUGUAGAUGCUACUUUCUUUUGCUUUUUUGGAGAGAAGACAUAUGCUUCUGUUUUGGAUGUAGAUACUACUUUCUUUACUUGG
Messenger RNA from Macadamia integrifolia, 1796 nucleotides. RefSeq lists its product as uncharacterized. Bases 31 to 633 code for a protein of 200 amino acids. The transcript has 2 exons. The record is from RefSeq and is a predicted model, not a curated record. Gene Ontology annotation, molecular function: transposase activity; DNA binding. Lineage: Eukaryota; Viridiplantae; Streptophyta; Magnoliopsida; Proteales; Proteaceae. Gene Ontology annotation, biological process: DNA transposition.